AGAUGGCGAUGGUGAAUUUGUAUUUCUUUGUCAUUGUACUAUGCAUGCUGCAAUGACAAGGGAGCUAUGGAAGUAACAGCUUGUACAAAGGGAAGAAAUGGAGAGGGAGAAAGAGAGAGAGAGAGAGACCGAUGGGGGAGACUACGCCUCACACCUCCCCUCCCAUCUCCGGCUGCAGCGCCAGACAGCAUUGCACCGGCUGCUGCUGUAGGCUGAAUGGAGGCUCAGGCAGACUCCAGUGCUGCAGAACCAAACAGACAGAAAGACUUACAAAAACUUCUCAAGUCCUCCAGCUCUGCCAGUCUCACUGCUGAGGUGUCCCACAAUGCUUCAGGAGAGCAAGUCGGAACCCCCGGGCACCACUGCAGCCAGGUGCUGACUGCAGAGAGACGACAGCCCCUGAGCAGUGUGUCCUCUCUGGAGGUACACUUCGAUCUUCUGGACCUGACUGAGCUGACAGACAUGUCUGAUCAGGAGCUGGGAGAAGUGUUUGCUGACUCAGAUGAAGAGAACCACAAUGAAUUGCCAGCAAAUCAUCACCAGCCUCCACUGCCACGUUUCCCUCAUAGUGGUUAUGUCCGAUCUCCCUCCUGGAACCGAGGCUGCAAAGGGGAGCUGCAACCGAGAGACAGGAAACAUCACAGUGACUCUGAGAACACAGAGCCAUUACUGAAGAUUGAACGUUCCCAAUCCCAGCAGCCCUAAGCCACGACCAGCUACAGGGGCUCAGAAAGGACACUCUGUCCUGGUGUGGGGAUGAAGAUUCCUUCCCAAGGAAGUGAUGAGGGAUCUCACAAAGGACGCCGAGCCCCUGCUCACAAUUUAAUGUUUUGUAUUGGCCUAAAUACGGCAGAUUGAGGACAUAAAGAAAGUCACAUUAGUGAAAGAAGAGUGGCCAUUUUCCCUGUAACCAGCAAUCAAUGAGAGGUGUUUCGGCUAUUUCCAGCAUUACUGUAUGAAGAACUGGCAUGACUUCAUGAAGCUUUCUGUUAUAUUCUGGGGAGAAACUGUGUUUUAACAGCCUGAUGGACAGAGUAACAUCAGCACAGUGCAUUAUAACAGUGUUGGAUAAGACAGAGCUUACCCAGACACAUUGAUUAGUUCCCAAAUGAAUGCAACAAGUGUCAAAACAAUUAUUUUUUCAUCCAAUUACUUUCUUAAUAUUCCUAAGAGAAAAAAAAACAAGUGGUGCACUAAAGCAGUCUGAAUUUAAAGUUCAAGAAAAUAUAUGACAACAUGCCAUUCAUAUCUGUGCAAAAUGUUUAACGUAAGCAUUAAUAAGAAUAAAGUUCUUACAGGGUUAAAUGUCAAGCAUGUUUAACAGGGUAUAAUUAUACAUGAACAAACAAAACAGUCCAGCCAGUAAAUAUUAAUAAAAUAUGACAAUAAAGGACCUA
Messenger RNA from Trichomycterus rosablanca, 1397 nucleotides. It is a transcript of the gene dbndd1, whose product is annotated as dysbindin domain containing 1. NCBI's taxonomy places the organism in Eukaryota, Metazoa, Chordata, Actinopteri, Siluriformes, Trichomycteridae. The record is from RefSeq and is a predicted model, not a curated record. The transcript has 4 exons. Bases 217 to 705 code for a protein of 162 amino acids. Gene Ontology annotation, cellular component: cytoplasm. Gene Ontology annotation, biological process: negative regulation of protein kinase activity.